AUGAGGCUGAGGCGGGAAGCGCGUGCGUUCACUCGCUCCAAACGGCCGGAGACGCUAAAUGAGCUCGAGCUGGAGGAUGAAGAGGAGCAUUUCUUGAAUACGUUUUCUUUCCUGGCUAACGUUAGCACUUAUGCUGCACAUUUGUGUACUCCUGCUUCGGGGAAAGACUUUUUUUAUUUGAGUUUAUCUAUUUGUUCGUUCCUGUGACACUGGGUAGACGUCAUUCUCACCGGAGCCGCUUACAUUUCUCCUUCAGAAGACAUGCUGCUUUAGAAAAGGAAAAAAACGCACAUCGUUAUUGAUAAACUACGCGACCUAGAACAUGAGACUGAAUGGGCAGUGAUCGUCUGAGUAGAUUCCUUCUCAACAAUAAACACCUUCGUUCAAACUUAACUCACCGUCGUUACGCCGUCGGUUAUUCUCAAGAUGAAUGGACGUUUGAACGGAACCGGCGUGGAGAUCUGCUAAACUUGCUUAAUAUGUAAGUCAUAUGAAUAUGUGUAGUCGCAGGGCUCCACCUGGGAGACGAAGGUGGUCGCGUUUCUCCGCUUGACAGCUCAGAACGAAAAACGCUUUUUUUGCUCAGACUCCGGGAGUGGAUGUCGCUGGCCAGGGUGCUGAAUUUCACCAGGACCGGGUAAGAGAUAAACGAAGGAAAGUGACGGAUCAGAGAGACUCAGGCGUGUCGUGAAUAUAUUUUCACAUUCUGUAUGUUGGAGGAGCCGGGCAACUCAUGUGAUAAAAAUUUUUUAUCUUCGAAAUGAAAAUCAGACAACAUGUGAAAUACGGACAGUUGAGUAACACUUCGCCUUUGUAUUCAUUAUGCUAAUUCAGUGUCUUAUUUCGCCCUUCGUGAUGUGUGGAUAUCUUUGAUCAUCAUCCGUGCAUUUCAGAGGGCAGAGCACAGAAACAGUAGCAAAAAUGGGACAAUAAUUGAGACAGAUCGGGCGGUUUGUUGUUGUCUGUGCUUUGUGUGUAAGGAGUUCAACAGCCCUGUUUUUGAGACAUGGCAGCGGCGAUUGCCAGCGGUUUGAUCCGCCAGAAGAGACAGGCACGGGAGCAGCAUAUAGACCGACCAUCCACCAACAGAAGGAGAAAAAGCCCCAAUAAGAAUAAAGGGCUUUGCAACGGGAAUCUGGUCGACAUCUUCUCCAAAGUGCGAAUCUUCGGCCUCAGGAAACGCAGACUACGACGACAAGAUCCCCAGCUCAAGGGUAUAGUGACCAGGUUAUAUUGCAGGCAGGGAUACUACUUGCAGAUGAACCCAGAUGGAUCUCUUGAUGGGACUAAGGAUGACAGUAGUAAUUCUUCGUUGUUCAACCUCAUCCCUGUGGGCCUUCGGGUCGUUGCUAUUCAGUCUGUGAAGACGGGCUUGUACAUCGCCAUGAAUGGAGAAGGCCAUCUGUACACAUCAGAACUGUUUACGCCAGAAUGCAAGUUUAAAGAGUCUGUGUUUGAAAACUACUAUGUGAUCUACUCAUCCAUGCUGUAUAGGCAGCAGGAGUCGGGGAGAGCAUGGUUCCUUGGCUUAAAUAAAGAUGGCCAGGCCAUGAAGGGGAACCGGGUGAAGAAAACUAAACCAGCUGCUCACUUCCUGCCCAAGCCAUUAGAAGUCGCUAUGUACCGAGAGCCAUCAUUGCAUGACGUGGGGGAGACAGUGCCCAAACCUGCCAUGCCUCCCAGUAAAAGCACAGAGCCGGCCGUCAUGAACGGAGGCAAACCUGUCAGCAAGGAAACCAAGCCCACCACAUAGCCAGAUUCCAUCUUGGCCAUGCUCAACCCCGGAGAGCUGUGCUCCUUUUGUCAGACUCUCCAUGUUUGUGGAUCAGAUCCAGGCAUCCUCUGCUCUCUCCUCCCCAUUCCCUCCACCCCCUUCACUCUUGACUGUUCCGAUCUAAUUCGACGACGGACUGGCUCCAGAAGAGUGGUCAGCUGUGCACGUAGGAGGAUGCGACUGGAUAAACCAGCUAAACUUUCACCAUGGAAUGCCCUAACUGAUAUGGAAUGCCUAUUGACAUACAAUAAAGCUGAUGUUUUUUCUGUAAUCGAGACAAUCCACAAGAAUGAAAUUGUGUACUGCAGGCGCUUGCGUGAUGGUUCUUUUGCCUGCUAACAGUCACCCGUUAUAACCCUUUUCUUGAACCCUGUCGCAGCAGAUCUAUUUUCUAUAUAUACAGUGACACCAGCUCCGCUCUGGGGUAAUACUGUAAAGAUAUACAUAUAUAUGGAUUGGAAUCUACAACUUUUUUUUUUCAAAUUAAGUAUGCUCCUGUGUCUCCUCCUUUCUAGGUGUUC
Messenger RNA from Carassius carassius (crucian carp), 2295 nucleotides. Its product is annotated as fibroblast growth factor 14. Gene Ontology annotation, cellular component: cytoplasm. The record is from RefSeq and is a predicted model, not a curated record. Gene Ontology annotation, molecular function: fibroblast growth factor receptor binding; growth factor activity. The coding region runs from base 1007 to 1753 and encodes 248 amino acids. Gene Ontology annotation, biological process: fibroblast growth factor receptor signaling pathway; positive regulation of protein phosphorylation; cell differentiation. Lineage: Eukaryota; Metazoa; Chordata; Actinopteri; Cypriniformes; Cyprinidae. The transcript is spliced from 5 exons.